AUGACUCGGGAUUUUGAGAAAUAUGAAGAUCACCUUCAAAUAUUUAACAUUGAGGCUAAGACUAAGAUCAAGUCUCACCAGAUGCCGGAGCAGAUUGUCCCUGUGCAAGCUGGGCAAACACCCCCACUCUUGCAGUACUUUGGCACAUUGCUAACUCGAGGGAAGCUCAAUGCCUUCGAGUCUCUUGAGCUAUCUCGACUUGUUGUCAAUCAGAACAAAAAGAAUCUUCUGGAAAAUUGGUUGGCUGAAGACAAACUGGAGUGCAGUGAGGAAUUGGGAGAUCUUAUCAAGACUGGACAAUGA
Miscanthus lutarioriparius is the source of this 303-nucleotide messenger RNA. NCBI's taxonomy places the organism in Eukaryota, Viridiplantae, Streptophyta, Magnoliopsida, Poales, Poaceae. The record is from the annotation of a GenBank genome assembly.